Staurois parvus is the source of this 565-nucleotide messenger RNA. The record is from the annotation of a GenBank genome assembly. NCBI's taxonomy places the organism in Eukaryota, Metazoa, Chordata, Amphibia, Anura, Ranidae.
GGCACCGAGUCGUCUGGCAAGACUGCGGGCACCGAGUCGUCUGGCAAGACAGUGGGCUCCGAGUCAACAGGCACGACAGUGGGCACCGGGUCAUCAGGUAUCGGAUUGUCUGGCUCGACAGCGGGCAUCGGGUCACCAGGUAUGACAGCGGGCACUGGGUCACCAGGCAUCAGGUCAUUUGGCUUGCCAGCGGGCACCGCGUCAUCUGGCAAGGCAGUGGGCACCGGGUCACCAGGUACCGGAUCAUCUGGAUCAACAGCGGGCAUCGAGUCAACUGGCCUAAUAGGAUCGUCGGGCUGGAUCAGUUCAUCAUCAUCAGGCUGCAGGCAUCAGGCUGAGAGGCAUCAGGCUGAGAGAGGCAGGCUGAAGAGAGGCAUCAGGAGUAGAGGCAUCAGGCUGAAGAGAGGCAUCAGGCUGAGUAGAGGCAUCAGGCUGAAGAGAGGCAUCCGGCUGAGAGAGGCAUCAGGCUGAGUAGAGGCUUCAGGCUGAGUAGAGGCUUCAGGCUGAGUCACGGAAGGCAGGUUCACCGGUUUGGGAUACUGGCAGGAUGGUAUUGGUUGGAAAG